AUGACCAAGAACAGAAGACACCUCGGGAAAAACCUCAGGUCAUGGCAGUUACUCACCAGGAGCAAGUAUUCUCAGCAACACUGGAAAUGCACCUUUCUUCUGAAAGGAAGCUGGGAGGGUCUGAAGGGAGGCCUAGGUCAGGGCACGACUAGUUUACAGUGUAGCAUUGGGUUACACUUUCAUCCAAACAUUUCUGUAGAUAGAAUAGAAAAUGAGCAUAUUUCUGAAUGUGGCCAGUUUGAGAGUUCUUUUACAAAAAAUCCAUUACUUUGCAGUCAACAAACAACUCCUUGUGCCAAAAUAUGUAAUUUUAAUGAAUGUGGGAAGGAUUUUUCUUAUCCAUCAUUAUUAAAUCGAAAUAUAGGCACAGCUAUCUGGGAAGUGGAGAGAAUGUUUAAUGAGACCACACAGACUGUUAGCCUGAGCUGCAUCAGAAAUAAUUACCAGGAUUCUUCUGUCGGAGAGAAAACUUAUGAGUGCAUUGAAACCCAUAACAACUUUAAUUAUGGCUCAAGUCAUAGUAAACACAUUCCUUUUCCAGAGAAUCUUCACAAAGGUAACAAAUGUGGGAAAGUCGUUCAUCAGGGCUCAGAGGAUCUUCAGAGCUCGCAUCUCCAAGAUGAGGCUUACAAAUCCAAAGAAUGCGUCCCGACUUCUAGUCAAAACUUAAAUCUUACAGAACACCAGAAAAUUCAUAGUACAGAGAAACCCUACAAAUGUAAAGAAUGUGGUAAGGCCUUUAGCAGUUGUUCAUAUCUUAGUGUGCACCAGAGAAUUCAUAGCGGAGAGAAACCCUUUGGAUGUAAAGAAUGUGGCAAAACCUUUAACACAAGGUCAAACCUCAGACAGCACAGAGUUCAUACUGGAGAGAAACCUUACAAAUGUCAAGAUUGUGGCCAAGCUGUUAAUCAAUGCUCACAUCUUAUUCAACACCAGAGAGUUUAUGCCGGAGAAUGUGGUAAAUCCUUUAUUCGACAGCGUCAUGCCAUUCAUGCUGGAGCAAAGCCCUACAAGUGUAAGGAGCGUGGCAAAACCUUUGUUCAUAUUUCAAAUCUUACUCAGCACCAAAAUGUUCACACUGGAGAGAAGCCCUACAAGUGUAAAGAGUGUGGCAAAGCCUUUACCAGGGAUUUAAGCCUGAAACGACAUCGUGUAGUUCAUACUGGAGAGAAGCCCUACGAGUGUAAAGAGUGUGGCAAAGCUUUCACCCAAAGUUCGAAUCUCAGAAGACAUCACAGAGUUCAUAGUGGAGAGAAACCCUACCAAUGUAAGGAGUGCGGCAAAACCUUUACCGCGAACUCAAGUCUUAGAGAGCAUCACAGAGUUCACACUGGAGAGAAGCCCUACAAGUGUGCACAGUGCAGCAAAGCCUUCAGCCGUUGUUCACACCUCACUGUACACCAGAGAAUUCACACUGGAGAGAAACCCUACACAUGCCAAGCCUGCGGCAAAGCCUUUUCCAGAUGUUCAAUCCUUAGGCAUCAUAACAGAAUUCAUACCAGAGAGAAGUGCUCCUAA
Arvicola amphibius (Eurasian water vole) is the source of this 1518-nucleotide messenger RNA. Its product is annotated as zinc finger protein 345-like. Gene Ontology annotation, biological process: regulation of transcription by RNA polymerase II. Gene Ontology annotation, molecular function: RNA polymerase II cis-regulatory region sequence-specific DNA binding; DNA-binding transcription factor activity, RNA polymerase II-specific. The record is from RefSeq and is a predicted model, not a curated record. Lineage: Eukaryota; Metazoa; Chordata; Mammalia; Rodentia; Cricetidae.